AUGCCUGUCCGGAGGGGUCAUGUUGCGCCACAAAACACGUUCCUGGGAGUAAUUAUUCGGAAAUUCGAAGGACAAAAUAAGAAAUUCGUCAUAGCCAAUGCCCGGGUGCAGAACUGUGCGAUUAUCUACUGUAAUGACGGCUUCUGCGAGAUGACGGGCUUCUCCAGGCCGGACGUCAUGCAGAAGCCGUGCACUUGUGACUUCCUGCACGGCCAGUUCACCAGCCGCCACGCUGUGGCCCAGGUGGCCCAGGCGCUGCUGGGCUCCGAGGAGCGAAAGGUGGAGAUCACCUACCACCGCAAGGAUGGUUCAAACUUCCUCUGCGCCACCCACAUCAUCCCCGUGAAGAACGAAGAGGGUGUGGUCAUGAUGUUCAUCCUCAACUUCGAUUACAUCCUGGACGAAGGCAGCAGCGACUCACUGGAGAGACUCAACCACACGUCCCCGUCCAAAGCUGACCAACGGAAAGGGAGAUUCUUUCGCUUCCGUUUCCCGGCCUUACCUCUCCUGGGCAUCAGCAAGCAGUCCCUGCCGCAGGAAGAUCCCGAUGCGGUAAUGGUGGACUCCCCUCGCCACAGCGACGGCUCGGUGGCCACGCGUGACUAUCAGCUCCCCACCACCCGCGAGAGCUGCAGUCCCUCCUAUGCCAAUGACACCCGUGCCCUCAUUGGCCCCAGCCACUGCUCCACCCCCGUCUCCGGGCCUCUGGACCACUCGUCGCCAAAAGGCCCCUGGGACCGGAUAUACCCGGACCAGGCCGUUGCCCAGACCCAGCACCAGAGUCAGGAGGACACGCUCAUUACAGCCCCGUCAAUCCCGGGCCUCACUCCGACCGCCUCCAGAGAGAGCAUGUGCAGUAUUCGCAGAGCCUCCUCCGUGCAUGACAUGGAGGGCUUUGGGUCCAACUCCAAGAUGGCAUUCAGGGACCGGCAUGCCAGUGAAGACAAUGGCCGCAAUAUAAAAGUAUCUCGCUCCUGGAUGGCUGGGGGGCCGCUCAGUCAGAUCAAGUCCAGCCUGCUCGGCUCCACCUCUGACUCCAACCUCAACAAGUACAGCACCAUCAACAAGAUUCCCCUCAUCACACUGAACUUCUCUGAAGCCAACAACGAGAAGAAGUGCCCCUCCCCUCCAUCCUCUGAGAAGACCAUCAUCGCCCCGAAAGUCAAAGACCGCACACACAACGUCACGGAUAAGGUCACACAGGUUCUUUCUCUGGGUGCAGACGUGCUGCCUGAGUACAAGCUCCAGACGCCACGUAUAGAUAAGUUUACAAUCCUUCACUACAGCCCCUUCAAAGCGGUGUGGGACUGGCUGAUCCUGCUGCUGGUCAUCUACACGGCCAUCUUCACCCCCUACUCUGCUGCCUUCCUCCUCAACGACAUCGAGGAGCAGAGGAGGCGGGAGUGCGGCUACUCCUGCUCGCCGCUCAACGUGGUGGAUCUGAUCGUGGACAUCAUGUUCAUUGUGGACAUCCUCAUCAACUUCAGGACCACUUACGUGAACAUCAACGAGGAGGUGGUGAGCCACCCGGCCAAGAUCGCCAUCCACUACUUUAAAGGCUGGUUCCUCAUAGACAUGGUGGCCGCCAUUCCAUUCGACCUGCUCAUCUUUGGCUCAGGAUCUGACGAGACCACCACUCUGAUCGGCCUGCUGAAGACAGCCCGUCUCCUACGGCUGGUGAGAGUCGCCCGUAAGCUGGACCGCUACUCAGAGUACGGUGCUGCCGUCCUGAUCCUGCUCAUGUGCAUCUUUGCGCUCAUCGCACAUUGGCUGGCCUGCAUCUGGUACGCCAUUGGUAACGUGGAGAGGCCUUACCUGGACCACAAGAUCGGCUGGCUGGACAACCUGGGGGUGUCAAUAGGAAAAAAGUACAACUACACUGACCCGAGCUCAGGUCCGUCCAUCAAAGAUAAGUACGUCACAGCGCUGUACUUCACCUUCAGCAGUCUGACCAGCGUGGGCUUCGGGAACGUCUCCCCCAACACCAACUCUGAGAAGAUCUUCUCCAUCUGUGUCAUGCUCAUCGGAUCUCUAAUGUACGCCAGCAUCUUUGGGAAUGUGUCUGCCAUCAUCCAGAGGUUGUAUUCAGGUACAGCCAGGUAUCACCUCCAGAUGCUACGGGUCAAAGAAUUCAUUCGCUUCCACCAGAUCCCCAACCCGCUGAGGCAGAGGCUGGAGGAGUACUUCCAACAUGCCUGGACGUACACCAACGGCAUCGACAUGAACAUGGUCCUGAAGGGUUUCCCCGAGUGCCUGCAGGCAGAUAUCUGCCUCCACCUCAACAAGAACCUUCUGCAGGGCUGUAAGGCAUUCCGCGGAGCCACCAAAGGCUGCCUCCGGGCCCUGGCCAUGAGGUUCAAGACCACCCAUGCACCCCCUGGAGACACACUGGUCCACAGCGGAGACGUGCUCACGGCACUCUACUUCGUCUCCCGCGGCUCCAUCGAAAUCCUCAAAGAUGACAUCGUGGUGGCCAUCCUGGGCAAGAAUGACAUCUUCGGUGAGAUGAUCCAUCUGUUCACCAAGCCAGGGAAGUCCUGUGCAGACGUGCGGGCGCUGAGCUACUGCGACCUGCACACCAUCCAGAGGGAGGAGAUCCUGGAGGUGCUGGACAUGUACCCAGAGUUCGCCGACCAUUUCCUCACCAACCUGGAGUUAACCUUUGACCUCCGUGAUGAAAAUGCAAAGACGACUCACUCACAAGGAACUGAUUCUAACGUGGAUGACAUCAAGUGUCGAAGACGGGUGUCAUACCGGAGAAAGUCCUCCGCAGGCUCCCACAACAAGGAGCCGGCGGCCACCUUCUGCGACGCCAAGCAGGGGAGGCAGAUCUACGCCUCCUCAGCAGCCGAGGAGAGGAGGGAGUCCGCCGAGGAGGGAGAGGACGAGGAGGACGAGGAGGAGGAGGAAGGCAGGGAGGAGGAAGAGGAGCAGAGGCCCUUGUGUUCUGGUGUGCUGGGCUACCCGGUGGUUAGGGACCACACUCUGGGCCUCGGGCUGAGCGGCGCACCGGACGCACCAGCUGAAGACAACACGCAGAACCAGGAGUAUAAAGAGCUCCGUGUGGACGAGUGGGUGCAUCAGCGGCCCGGCGACGGCGUGGAGGAGUCGGCCCAGUGUCAGGAGACGCCAGCCGGGGAGGAGGACAGCGACACAGAUCUCACCUACGGGGAGGUGGAGCAACGGCUGGACCUGCUGCAGCAACACUUGAACAGACUGGAGUCCCAGAUGACCGCAGACAUCCAGGCCAUCCUGCAGCUCCUUCAGCGGCAGACCACAGCCGGCCCGCCCGCCUACAGCACGGUCACCUCCAGCCCCGACUACCAGAGGCCAGCCAUCCGGCUCCAGCCGCUGUCUGCCCUCCAGACGGACCUGAGCCUGGGCCCUGCUCCGCCCCGGCCCCAGAGCCCUGCUCCAGAAACGGGCCCGAACAAAUCCAAAGAACCCUCCCCAGUCCUCCUCCACACAGAGACUCUUCCAGACGGGAACUUUGCUGGACUGCUCGAGAGCGACGCCGAGCGGAGACACGCGCCGGACGCCGUGGACUCGGCGGAGCAGCAGCAGCACCAACAGCCGCCGAGGCUCCCGUCGGUCCGACAAGCUUCUCUACCCGACGUCCCCAGCAGCUCAGGAAUGUUGGGACUCCACAGGCCAGUGUCUGACCCGGGGCUUCCAGGAAAGUAGGCCCCCCACCCCGCCGCCGGUGACUGAAGGUCUCCUCUCCAGCUUGACUCAGGGUCUAC
Molecule: messenger RNA, 3743 nt
Organism: Stegastes partitus (bicolor damselfish)
Lineage: Eukaryota; Metazoa; Chordata; Actinopteri; Pomacentridae
Product: potassium voltage-gated channel subfamily H member 7-like
Exons: 18
Coding region: 1-3684 (1227 amino acids)
Biological process (GO): regulation of membrane potential; potassium ion transmembrane transport
Cellular component (GO): plasma membrane
Molecular function (GO): inward rectifier potassium channel activity
Source: RefSeq, a predicted model, not a curated record